Messenger RNA from Ziziphus jujuba (common jujube), 774 nucleotides. Its product is annotated as large ribosomal subunit protein uL14x/uL14z/uL14y. NCBI's taxonomy places the organism in Eukaryota, Viridiplantae, Streptophyta, Magnoliopsida, Rosales, Rhamnaceae. Bases 142 to 507 code for a protein of 121 amino acids. The transcript has 3 exons. Gene Ontology annotation, molecular function: structural constituent of ribosome; large ribosomal subunit rRNA binding. Gene Ontology annotation, biological process: translation. The record is from RefSeq and is a predicted model, not a curated record. Gene Ontology annotation, cellular component: ribosome; cytosolic large ribosomal subunit.
AUUUAAGGUAUUUCAAUAAAAAAGAUGAGGGGCUAAAUUGGAAUUUCAGAAUGUCCGCCAUAGAGAAACCCUAGUUAUCCUCUCUAUAUAUAGCCCAAAACCCUAAUUCCUCCCUCAGUCUUCCUUCAGCAGCAGGCCAAAAUGUCGAAGCGAGGACGUGGAGGAUCAGCGGGAAACAAGUUCAGGAUGUCACUGGGUCUUCCAGUGGCAGCCACUGUAAAUUGUGCUGAUAAUACAGGGGCUAAGAACCUGUACAUCAUAUCAGUUAAGGGAAUCAAGGGUCGCCUUAAUCGGUUGCCAUCAGCUUGUGUUGGUGAUAUGGUUAUGGCCACAGUGAAGAAGGGAAAGCCUGACCUCAGGAAGAAGGUCUUGCCAGCAGUUAUUGUUAGGCAGCGCAAGCCAUGGCGCCGAAAGGAUGGUGUUUUUAUGUAUUUCGAAGGUGUUAUGCUUUUCAUGCUCACACCUGCUCCAUUUGGGCCCUAUAUGGCACCUGGUAUACCGUUUUGAGAUUAUUCAUGUGCGGAAAAUUUCAUUGUUGUCAUUUACUUUACAUGUAACUAGAAAGCAGCAGCUUUCAUCUUUUCUCAAGAAAAGCUUAAAUGGCUGUAAUAAUGAUAAUUAUAUUAAUUUUUAAGAAAUAGUUUUGUCAAUAGCCUGUUGUAGUAAUUAUUUAUGAACAGUUUCUUGUGAGUUGAACAUGUUUAUGGAAAUUGUUUAUGUAUCUGUUGGAGUUUAUAAAGUCAAUAUUUGCACUGGAGUAGGGUUGUGCUUGCA